Molecule: messenger RNA, 4121 nt
Organism: Sinocyclocheilus grahami
Lineage: Eukaryota; Metazoa; Chordata; Actinopteri; Cypriniformes; Cyprinidae
Product: ubiquitin carboxyl-terminal hydrolase 20-like
Exons: 24
Coding region: 126-2708 (860 amino acids)
Biological process (GO): protein deubiquitination
Molecular function (GO): cysteine-type deubiquitinase activity; zinc ion binding
Source: RefSeq, a predicted model, not a curated record
UUCAGUAUGCGUGCUGUUUAGUACACUGCUACCCACCACUGUUACAAAUACCACCGAUUGGCCUAAAAUGAUCAUCUAUGAGCGUUAUUUUUGUUUCUGUGUGACAGAGUGAGGUGAAAAUCAAGAUGACUGACAAUGGGGAUCUUUGUCCUCACUUGGACUCUAUUGGUGAAGUUACUAAGGAGGAACUGAUUCAGAAAUCAACGGGCACAUGUCAGUCAUGUGGAGUUGGUGGACCCAACCUCUGGGCAUGUCUACAGUGUGACUGUCCUUAUGUAGGCUGCGGAGAAUCAUAUUCUGAUCACAGUACUAUACAUGCACAGGCCAAAAAACACAAUCUGACAGUAAACUUGACCACAUUCAGGGUGUGGUGUUAUGUAUGUGAGAGGGAGGUGUUUCUGGAACCAAAGCCUGUUAUUCCUGUAUCGUUAGCUCACUGCUGCAAACCACAUGAACAGGAUCCUCUUCCCCAGACAACAUGUUACCCGUUAAAAGCAGUGCCUAUCGCAGUGGCAGAUGAGGAAGGCUCAGAAUCUGAGGAGGAUGAGCUCAAACCUAGAGGUCUCACAGGGAUGAAGAACAUUGGGAACUCCUGUUACAUGAAUGCUGCACUGCAGGCCCUGUCCAAUUGUCCUUCUUUGACUCAGUUUUUCCUGGAUUGCAGUGGGUUGGUCCGUACGGAUAAGAAGCCGGCGUUGUGUAAAAGCUAUCAGAAGCUUAUCUCUGAGCUCUGGCACAAGAAACGGCCAAGUUAUGUUGUGCCCACUAGUCUGUUUCAUGGAAUCAAACUGGUGAAUCCCAUGUUUCGUGGCUAUGCUCAACAGGACACUCAGGAGUUUUUGCGAUGUCUGAUGGACCAACUUCAUGAAGAGCUGAAGGAGCCUUUGAACGACUGCAGCGGUGCAAUCUCAGAUGUCCUGCCUGACCACAACCUCGACAACCGUAAUCAUGUCGAUGGAGACCGAAGCCCCUCUGAGGAUGAGUUCCUGUCGUGUGACUCUGGAUCAGGAAGCGAGAGAGGAGAUGGAGAGAGGGCAGGAGGAGAAGCAGAGCUGCUCAUCCAAGACGAAUGUGUGGGAGUGAGAGGAAAUGGAGGAAUCUCAGAGAAAGAGAGGCUGAAGGAGAGAAGAGGAGAAGAGAAGACACGGGAAAUGGAUGAGGAUGCAGAUGUGGACACGGCUGCACAAGAGGGACAGGCAGAGAGAGAAACAGAGGCAACAACUGUAACCACAACUGUGCCGGCACCAGGAAAUACAGAACCUGAUAAUGAAGCUUCCAUGCAUUGUCCGUCCUCUCGUCCCUGUAGCCCCACUCGCAGUGUGCAAGAACUCCACUCCAGACUCUCCAGCAGCCCACCUAGAUCCAGCCCCCUCAGAACUGGACCCACUUAUACAUUCAAGAGAGCUCAGAUGCUCCUGAGCACCAAGAAGAAGAAGCAGUCCCGUUUCCGCAGUGUUAUUUCAGAUAUCUUUGAUGGAUCCAUUCUGAGUCUUGUUCAGUGUUUGACAUGUGACCGGGUGAGGAAAGGAUGCAAUGAGUUUGUUGUGUCCUGUAUUCCGAGUUGGUUUUGGGGCCCAAUGGUAACGCUGGAGGACUGCCUGGCAGCCUUCUUUGCUGCUGAUGAGCUGAAAGGAGACAACAUGUACAGCUGUGAACGAUGUAAAAAAUUGAGAAAUGGUGUGAAAUAUUGUAAAGUUCUGCGUUUGCCAGAAAUAUUGUGCAUUCACCUGAAGCGUUUCAGGCAUGAAGUCAUGUACUCGUUCAAGAUAAAUAGCCAUGUGUCAUUCCCAUUGGAGGGUUUGGCUCUUAAGCCCUUCUUGGCUAAGGAGAGCCCAUCUCAGAUUACUACCUAUGACCUACUGUCUGUCAUCUGUCAUCACGGCACUGCUGGGAGUGGUCACUACAUUGCGUACUGUCAGAAUGUGAUCAAUGGACAGUGGUACGAAUUUGACGAUCAGUAUGUAACAGAAGUUCAUGAGACGGUAGUGCAGAACGCUGAAGCGUAUGUUCUCUUCUACAGGAAGAGCAGUGACGAAUCUGUGAGAGAGAGACAGAAGGUUGUCGCUCUGGCUAAUUUAAAGGAGCCCAGUUUACUGCAGUUCUACAUAUCCAGAGAAUGGCUCAACAAGUUCAACACAUUCACUGAGCCCGGACCCAUCACCAACCAAAAUUUCCUCUGUCAACAUGGAGGAAUCCCUCCUACUAAGUACCAUUAUGUGGACGAUCUGGUUGUGAUCCUUCCCCAAAAUGUGUGGGAAUAUCUCUACAACAGGUUUGGGGGAGGCCCGGCUGUGAAUCACUUAUACGUGUGUGCCAUCUGCCAAGUAGAGAUCGAGACUUUAGCCAAACGCCGGAAACUGGAGAUAGACACCUUCAUCAAGUUAAACAAGGAGUUUCAAGCUGAAGAAGCGCCUACAGUCAUCCUGUGUAUCAGCAUGCAGUGGUUUAGAGAAUGGGAGAACUUUGUCAAGGGCAAAGACAAUGAGCCACCAGGCCCCAUUGACAACAGUAAGAUUGCAGUAAUGAAAGGCGGACAUAUCCAGCUUAAACAAGGCGCAGACUAUGGGCAGAUAUCUGAAGAAACGUGGCAGUACUUGUUAAGUAUUUAUGGCGGUGGGCCAGAGAUUGCAGUGCGCCAAACCAUCAGCCCCCCAGACAAUGACACACAUGGUGAAAGGAAGAUAGAGGCAGAGACCAGAGCCCUCUGAAAGGGUAAUGAAGACCCAUGUGUGGAUGACCGUUACACACUGCGCUUACAUUUCUGUCUCACAAGCACUUUGUGAGCUUUUCUGUGGAUCUGCUAACUCUAACAGAGCUCCCCUAGUGUAGAAAAGGGUCUUAUUUAUUAAGUGAGUAAAUCCGUUAUCAGACACGCACAUAAAACAUAUUUAACAUUCAUGAACAAGCUUCAUUCAUGCGUGCUGGUGAUAUGCUUGUUGCUGUCGUCAGUGGGACUAAGGGCGGUGAUGUAAGCCUUUCUCAGUAGUGCAGAGGUAAAUACAUAAUGCAUCACGCAGGACACAUUCAAAUCUUUGUAAGAGCUCUUUGCUGACGUCUACCUAGGCAAAACAAGACUUGAACGUAGUACCUGCAUGUUCAAAGAAGCUUUCCCUGCCACCCAAAUCCAUUAUAUCACUAUGAAAUCAAGCAUGUUGACACUUUGAGUUUUUUGCAAUGAAUCAUAAUGGUGGUGAAGGAUUAAACUGUUUCACUAUUUCACAUCAAAGUGAGUUCUGUUUACGUUCCAGCUCACUUCCUAUACCUCCGUGAUUUAUGAAAACUAUUUCCGAUUUCUGAUUCAUCUUAAGUAGCAACAGGCUGUGAUGUCAUAGGUGACUUUCCCUUUUCAUGUUGAUGAUAAAAGUUUUCUUUAAUCUAGGACGGUUUACUCAAAUGCUACUGAAAUUGUGACUAUCAUCAUACAAUAUAAGAUCAUAUUUAAUAUUAUAAGCUCAGGAUGCUUUUUUCUUUUCUUCUGCCAUUAAAUAUUACAUUUUGUUUUAAUGCACUUUACAAUCCUCUGUUUUGGAAUAGCUCCAUGCUCUGUCCCAAUCAAAGGAAGUGAAUCUUUAAUGCCCCAACUCUGACGCAGGGUUGCGCAAGCUACUAUAUUUGUUCAGUAUUAAAUGGUCCUCAAAAUGUUCUCUUAUUUCCUCAGACUGGCAAAAACAUAACUACUUACUCAAAUGCUUGAUGUGCUGUCUGUUAAAAGCUGCAUCAUGUAUAUGUUCCAAUGUUUUAAUGAUGCAGCACCACAGCCCCAAAUGAAACUAACUUAACUAAACUACAUUUCACUAAGGGAACGUGCAAUGAGGCGUAUCAGAUGUGUUACAAAAUGUUAAUAGAAUGCUGUUAUACUAGUUUAAGUAUGUCUUUUCAAAUGUAUUCUUUGUACAUAAUAAAAUGUAACAGUUUUUAUUUAAGAAAUGUCAUCUUUUCUCAUGAGCAGGUCAGAAUUGUGCAGAAUUGCUGAGUUGUGUAUAGGACUACAUAGUCUGUUACAUAUUUUGUUGCAGGAACUUAAAAUUCCUAUAGGUAACUUCUGAUGUAAUGUCUUUUUAACUUAAGCGAUUUAAAUGUUAAGAUCUGUUUGAUUUGACAAAUGGAAAAAUAAAGCCUGU